AUGCAGGGCACCCCAGUAAAUAUUAUAGUAGGUUCUCAGGUUUGGGUUGAGGACCCAACAGUCGCUUGGGUUGAUGGACGUGUUACAAAGAUCAAUAAACAAGAAGUUACUAUUGAUGCAACUGAUGGGAGACAGGUUGUUUCAAAUUUAUCAAAAAUUUAUCCCAAAGAUGAGGAUGCUCCUGCUGGAGGAGUUGAUGACAUGACCAAGCUCUCAUAUUUGCAUGAACCUGGGGUCUUGCAGAACUUGAAAUCAAGAUAUCAACUAAAUGAAAUAUAUACAUAUACUGGAAGCAUACUAAUCGCAAUUAAUCCAUUCCAAAAACUGCCUCAUAUAUAUGAUAUCCACAUGAUGGAACAAUACAGAGGAUCAGGUCUAGGAGAACUUAGUCCCCAUGUCUUUGCAAUUGCUGACGUUGCUUUCAGGGCAAUGAUGAAUGAGGGAAAAAGCAACUCUAUUUUGGUAAGUGGUGAGAGUGGAGCUGGUAAAACUGAAACAACCAAAAUGCUUAUGCGUUACCUUGCGUAUUUGGGUGGUCGCAAAGGUACUGAAGGACGGACUGUAGAACAACAAGUUCUCGAGUCAAAUCCGGUACUUGAAGCAUUUGGAAAUGCUAAGACUGUUAGAAAUAACAAUUCCAGUCGGUUUGGAAAAUUCGUUGAGAUUCAAUUUGACAAAAAUGCAAAAAUAUCUGGAGCAGCUAUUAGAACUUAUCUCCUUGAGAGAUCUCGUGUUUGCCAGGUUUCAGAUCCUGAGCGGAACUAUCACUGUUUCUACCUUCUUUGUGCAGCACCACAGGAGGAAAUUGAAAGAUACAAGUUAAUGAAUCCUAAAUCUUUUCAUUACUUGAAUCAAUCAAAUUGCUAUGAGCUAGUUGGUGUAAGUGAUGCUCAUGAUUAUCUUGCAACAAGAAGGGCUAUGGAUGUUGUUGGAAUUAGUGAAACCGAUCAAGAAGCAAUUUUUAGAGUUGUGGCUGCCAUUCUUCAUCUCGGUAAUAUUGAAUUUACGAAGGGAAAAGAUGCUGAUACAUCUGUUCUUAAAGAUGAGCAAUCGAAAUUCCAUCUUCAGACAACAUCAGAGCUUCUUAUGUGUGACCGGGUUGCGCUAGAAGACGCAUUAUUGAAGCGUGUGAUGGUCACUCCUGAAGAAGUUAUCAAGAGAAGUCUUGAUCCUGAAAAUGCAGCAGUUAGUAGGGAUGGUUUAGCUAAGACUAUAUACUGUCGUUUAUUUGACUGGUUGGUGGACAAGAUUAACAACUCAAUUGGACAAGAUCCAAACUCAAAGUCACUAAUUGGUGUUCUUGACAUUUAUGGUUUUGAAAGUUUUAAAAGUAAUAGCUUUGAACAGUUUUGCAUUAAUUAUACAAAUGAGAAGCUGCAGCAACAUUUUAAUCAGCACGUGUUCAAGAUGGAGCAAGAGGAAUACACAAGAGAAGAGAUCGAUUGGAGCUAUAUUGAGUUUGUUGAUAACCAAGAUGUCUUAGAUCUUAUUGAAAAGAAACCCGGGGGCGUUGUUGCUCUUCUUGAUGAAGCCUGUAUGUUCCCCAAGUCAACUCAUGAAACUUUUUCACAAAAGUUGUAUCAGACAUUCAAGAGCCACAAGCGUUUUAUCAAACCAAAACUGUCCCGUACUGACUUCACGAUUUCUCAUUAUGCCGGAGAGGUUCUAUACCAAUCUGAUCAAUUUUUAGAUAAGAACAAAGACUAUGUUGUUCCUGAGCAUCAAGAUUUGUUGAGUAGCUCUAAAUGCUCAUUUGUAGCUGGCCUCUUCCCUCCUCUUCCCGAGGAGACAAACAAAUCAUCCAAAUCUUCCAAGUUCUCAUCUAUUGGUUCUCGUUUUAAGCUACAACUUCAACAACUGAUGGAGACUCUGAAUUCCACCGAACCUCAUUACAUCAGAUGUGUGAAGCCGAAUAAUCAACUAAAACCUGCCAUCUUUGAGAAUGUCAACAUCUUGCAACAACUGCGUUGCGGUGGUGUCCUAGAGGCUAUUAGAAUUAGUUGUGCUGGCUACCCUACUCGUAAGACAUUUUUUGAAUUUCUUAAUCGGUUUGGUCUUCUUGCUCCAGAGGUAUUGGAGGGAAGUUAUGAAGAAAAAGCUGCAUGCAAAACGAUUUUGGACAAUGCUGGGCUUGCGGGUUCUCAGAUUGGUAAGACAAAAGUUUUUCUGAGAGCUGGUCAGAUGGCUGAGCUAGAUGCAAGGAGGGCACAAAAGCUAAGCAAUGCAGCCAAGAAGAUUCAAAGGAAAAUUAGAACUCAUAUUGCUCGGAAAUACUUUCUUGCUUUACAAAAGUCUGCAGUUACUCUGCAAUCUUCAUGUCGAGGCCGGAUUGCUUGGAAAUUGUUUGAACAUAUGCAAAGGGAAUCUGCUUCUCUCAAAAUACAGAAAAAUUUGCGUGGACGCUUUGCCUGGAAGUCCUACAGGAAUCUUCAAGAUGCAGUCAUAUCUGUUCAGACAGGGAUCAGGGCAAUGGCUGCACGCAAAGCUUUCAGAUUCAAAAAUCAAAAUAAGGCUGCGAUUAUCAUACAAGCCUGUUGGCACGGUUAUAGAACCUAUUCAUACUACAAGAAACUCAUAAGGGCAGCAAUUGUAACACAAUGCAGAUGGAGGGGAAGGUUAGCAAGGAGAGAGCUUCGAAAACUAAAGAUGGCUGCAAGAGAAACAGGCGCACUUAAAGAAGCAAAGGACAAGCUUGAAAAACAGGUUGAAGAACUUACGUGGCGUGUGCAACUGGAGAAACGCCUAAGGACAGAUUUGGAAGAGGCAAAGGCGGCAGAAAUUGCAAAGCUGCAGAAUACCAUACAGUCUAUGCACGGCAAAGUUGAGGAAACAACUUCACUCCUCAGCAAGGAAAAGGAGGCUGCUAAGAAAGCUAUUGAAGAAGUCUCUUCAAUUGUCAAAGAGACACCUGUUGCUGUUGAAGAUACAGCAAAGAUCGAGUCUUUAAGUACAGAAAUGGACACUAUAAAGGAUGAAUUGCAAUCUGAAAAACGACGGGCGGAUGAAUUUGAAAGUAAAUGUGAAGAAGCUUUAAAGUCAAAUGAAGAAAAGCAACAGAAGUUGGAAGAAACUGAAAAAAAAGUUCAACAACUUCAGGAAUCACUCAAUAGGCUUGAAGAGAAGAUGACAAACUUAGAGUCAGAAAAUAAAGUCCUUCGCCAGCAGGCUCUAGCAAUGGCACAAAAUACUAAGAUGCAGUCAGUACGCUCAAGAUCAUCAGUCAUUCAGAGGACUGAAAGCACAAAAAGUACUGCUAGUAGUAACUUAGAUCUUCAUAGUUCUUCACUGAAUGCAAGAGAACAUGUCGAGGUUGAGGGAAGACCGCAAAAAUCCCUUAAUGAGAAACAGCAGGAGUAUCAGGACUUGCUCAUCCGUUGUGUUGCACAGCAUCUGGGCUUCUCUAAGGGCAGACCGGUUGCUGCUUGCAUUAUCUACAAAUGUCUUAGGCAGUGGCGGUCAUUUGAAGUUGAAAGGACCAGCAUCUUUGACAGGAUAAUACAAACCAUCGGCCAAGCUAUUGAGACUCAGGAUAACAAUGAUAUCUUAGCUUAUUGGUUGUCCAAUGCAUCAACUUUGUUGCUUCUGCUUCAACGUACACUGAAAGCUAGUGGGGCUGCUGGGAUAGCUCCACAGCAUCGGCGAUCAACAUCAGCAACUCUCUUUGGGAGAAUGACACAGAGUUUUCGUGGAGCUCCUCAAGGGGUCAAUCUUUCUCUUAUUGAUGGUGAUUCAGCUACUGGAGUGGAUACCUUACGCCAAGUUGAAGCCAAAUAUCCUGCACUUCUGUUCAAGCAGCAGCUGACAGCUUAUGUGGAAAAGAUUUAUGGAAUGAUCCGUGAUAAUUUGAAGAAAGAGAUUUCUCCAUUACUUGGAUUAUGCAUUCAGGCCCCAAGGAUAUCCAGAGCAAGCUUGAUUAAAGGAACUGCACGUGCCCUUGCAAAUGCCGCGGCUCAAGAAAUUCUUAUUGCUCACUGGCAAGGAAUUGUCAAAAGCCUUGCAAAUUUUUUGGACAUGUUGAAAGCCAAUCACGUGCCUCCAUUUCUAGUUCGUAAAGUUUUUACACAAGUUUUCUCCUUCAUCAAUGUCCAAUUGUUCAACAGUCUCUUGCUAAGAAGAGAAUGCUGCUCAUUUAGCAAUGGUGAGUAUGUCAAGGCCGGGCUUGCUGAACUUGAGCAUUGGUGCUAUAAAGCAACCGAUGAGUAUGCAGGGUCUGCAUGGGAAGAGCUCAAACAUAUAAGACAGGCCAUUGGAUUUCUGGUCAUACAUCAGAAACCGAAGAAGACACUGGAUGAGAUAAGCCACGAUUUAUGCCCUGUGCUUAGCAUACAACAGCUGUACAGAAUCAGCACAAUGUACUGGGACGACAAAUAUGGCACUCACAGUCUUUCCCCUGAAGUUAUAUCCAAUAUGAGGGUGCUAAUGACAGAAGAUUCAAACAAUGCUGUCAGCAGUUCUUUUCUGCUAGAUGAUGAUUCGAGCAUACCAUUCUCAGUGGAUGAUCUAUCCAAGCCAGUGGAUCAGAUGGACAUUUCAGACAUUGAACCGCCACCUCUCAUUCGCGAAAACUCAGGCUUUAGUUUCUUAUUACCUCGUGCAGACUAACAGCUUCCAACCAUGGCUUGGUCUUUAGCAAGCCUGCAGAAAGGAGCAGACACCAAUUACUAAUAAAAUGUUUCAAACUACGUGCCCCGCCACAAGGAUUAUAUAUCAGAUGCUGGGUGAUAGAGUUAGGAGGCCAGGCCAGCAUUAUUCGUCUAUCGUCCUGGAUUUCAGUGCAUGUACUCUAGGAGAUUUUGUUUCCCCCUUCCUAUAUAUGUUUCUUAGUUUAAUUUCCUCUUUUUAGUUGUUUUCUGGCAUUCUGCAGAUAGAUAGUUUCUGCAGAGAAAGACAGAAAGAAGAUGAAAAAGAAAGAGAUAAAGACAUUUUG
Ipomoea triloba (trilobed morning glory) is the source of this 4927-nucleotide messenger RNA. Its product is annotated as myosin-9-like. The record is from RefSeq and is a predicted model, not a curated record. Gene Ontology annotation, biological process: vesicle transport along actin filament; actin filament organization. Gene Ontology annotation, cellular component: actin cytoskeleton; myosin complex; vesicle. Gene Ontology annotation, molecular function: actin filament binding; microfilament motor activity; ATP binding. The coding region runs from base 1 to 4602 and encodes 1533 amino acids. The transcript is spliced from 37 exons. Lineage: Eukaryota; Viridiplantae; Streptophyta; Magnoliopsida; Solanales; Convolvulaceae.